CGUCUGGGUAGUGUACACGGCUCGGAGCUGCCGUACGUGUUCGGUGACCCGCUGCUGCCGGCGGCGGAGACGGGCAUCCGCUACACGUCCGGCCCCGACCUCAGCCGCGCGGUCGUCGCUCUCUGGACCAACUUCGCCAAGACCGGGUGCGAGUUCACCACCGAUGGGGCUGGAGGACCCGAACGGGCCACGGCAGGAGGCGCGCGCCGCUCUAGCGGCCGGGAGCGGAGCCGAUACAGAGCCGUCACCUGGCCGCCCUACAACGCCACGCACCGCAGCUACCUGAACCUGGGCUCGAAGCUGCGCGUGCGCAGCCGGUACCGCGCGCGCGAGGUAGCCUUCUGGGCGCGCCUGGUGCCGCUGCAGCGAGCGCGCGCCAGCG
Molecule: messenger RNA, 382 nt
Organism: Pollicipes pollicipes
Lineage: Eukaryota; Metazoa; Arthropoda; Thecostraca; Pollicipedomorpha; Pollicipedidae
Product: neuroligin-3-like
Exons: 3
Source: RefSeq, a predicted model, not a curated record